Molecule: messenger RNA, 1385 nt
Organism: Electrophorus electricus (electric eel)
Lineage: Eukaryota; Metazoa; Chordata; Actinopteri; Gymnotiformes; Gymnotidae
Gene: sprn2
Product: shadow of prion protein 2
Biological process (GO): protein homooligomerization
Cellular component (GO): membrane
Source: RefSeq, a predicted model, not a curated record
GCUCGUAAUCGGAGUGAAGAGAGGUCUGUGGACACCGGCGCCAUGGUCAGGAGACACCAGGCCAUGCUGGUCAGAGACAGGCUUCAGCUGCUGUGUGUGUGUGCACUGCUCUUGGCAUCACUGUGCCCUGGGGUUUCCUCUAAGCAUGGUGGGUUUUGGGGUCGGGGGAAAGGCGGGGGCCUGGGUGGCAGACAUGCCCCCAUGCACAACACAGGCUCAUCCAGGGCUGGGAUGAAGAUUGCAGGGGCUGCAGCUGCCGGCGCAAUAGGAGGGGCGGCGAUCGGCUAUGGGCUUGGCAGUCUGGGCAGACCCGGGUACGGGUACGACCACGGGUAUGGCUGGGACCCCUCAAAUGGAAACAGACGUUACCAUGACAGAUCAGAAUACUACAACAGCUCGGAUGGGAGGUACUACAGGGGAGGGGCCAGCUCGGGUCCUGCUCUGAGCAUGAUCACCACUCUCGGAGUCGCACUCUGCAUCCUUCUGUGGUGAGGAAAGAAACCUCAUGUCUCUAUUAACCCUUCUGGACACCAUCGACCAGCUUCACUAAGACAGGGUUCCAAAGGUAACGCAGCAGUGUGAGAGUUCUGUGCUGUAUUAGAGAUGAAGGAGAGCUCCGGGAAACUUUAAAUGUGCCUAAUCUGUCACAUCCCUGUAAGACUUUUAAGUGUGCAUAAUCUCAGAAUCACUGUUAUUAUAGAUCUGCUGCUGAAAGAAAUUAGCUAUGUUUCCAUGGUUACGAUGUGGAUAAUAGUUAUCCCAUAAAAUCUGGAUCUUUUAACAUUUGAUAACAACAGCAGUUGGUAGAUUAUUUGAAAAUAUUUAAAUUGUGUCAUGAAUAAUUUUCACUACAUGUUGAAUUUUUCCUCUGAAAAGAAGUAAAUGGAUUUAUUGAUUAUUAUGUACAUCAAUAUAAAGAGUCAAUUUAAAACUUGUCCUUUAACACAAUUAAAAUCAAAAUGACUACUCUUUCUACCAUUAGGAACAGAGAGAGAGUGUUCAUGGAGGAUCUCUUAAAGUAACACAUAUAAGUACUGUAUACACACAGUUACAUAUAGUGCUUACAUAUUUGUACAUUUUUCAGUAAUUACUUAAUGCAAUAUAGUCUGCUUUUAUAAUAAAUUAUUAUUAAUUGUUAGAAUUAUUAUUAAGUAAUUCACAAUUUAAACAUUGUUGUGAAAUGCCAAUGUGAAGGGUUUUUUUUUUGUUUUUUUCUUUUUGUUUUUUGUUUUUUUGUUUUUUUAAUAAUUAGCCCAUUUCAGUGUAUUAUUAAAUUUAUACUCAAGCGUUUUAUAUCCCACUCCACCCCUUCCCAAAGGAGUUCAUGUUUCUUUUAAUAAUUUGUGUGAGAUAAAUAAACACUCAUUAGUGGUUUGGUUCUGCUA